AUGAUGAUGACGACUGCGCCCAAAAAACCCAAAUCAUCGCUUGGUAUCAAGCAACCAGCAGCAACAACAGUCACUGGUACUAUCGUCAUGCUUGAUGAUCCAAAUGAAGAAGAUGAUGUUAAUUCUAUGAAAAGAUCAGCUACGGGAGUCAUAUUAAAUCCCCAACCCCAUGAUUCACCCAAUGAUCCCCUUAACUGGUCAGUAUGGAAACGUGAUUUAUGUUUAUUGAUUAUUGGCUUUGCCAGUUUCCUUGGUGGUGGUCAGUCGCCGCUUUUAGCGGCUGGUUUAGGGUCAUUAGCUACUGAGUUUGAUAAGCCAUUGACUACUAUCUCCUACUUGGUUGGGGGAUUUAUGUUGUCAUUGGGUGUGGGAUCUGUUUUUGCUAGUCCGACUGCUGUGCUCUUUGGAAAGAGAUUAGUGUAUAUUGCAGGCACGUUGAUUUUUAUGUUGGGGGCUAUCUGGGGAGGCGCAGCCAACAGCUUUGGAAAUUUAAUGGGAGCCAGAGUUUUGACUGGUAUUGGAGCAUCCCCUACCGAAUGUCUACCCAGCUCUACAAUUGCUGAAAUCUACUUUGCGCAUGAAAGAGCUUACAGAGUUGGACUUUAUACCAUGUUGAUGUUGGGUGGUAAGAAUAUUAUACCUCUAUUGUCAGCUUUAGUGUUUCAAUAUUUGGAUAGACAUUGGCUAUUCUGGAUUUUGGCUAUAUUCUUGGGAUUCACCACCAUCAUGAUUGUGUUGUUUGUACCUGACACAUUUUGGGAUAGAACACCAACGCCGUCGAAGAGAUCAAUUGCUGAAACUGAAUUGGCGCAAAAUGUCAAAUCGUAUCACCCACCUUCGCAAAGACCAAAUGCAUUUGCAUUGCAAAAUAACCGUCAACAAAAUAGUUCGCAAGAUAUACACAGUCUUUCUUCUUCUGUUGUCGAUUACACCGUACAAGGUGUAACGGAAACACCAGUGGCUAUAACAGAAACAGCCCAACCACAAAUUGACUACAAAAGAAAUAGUUAUUGGAGUGAUUUAAGAAUCUACCAAGGUCGUUUUACCAAAGAUAGCUGGUGGAUGGUUGCCUUGAGACCAUUUGUCUUGUAUACUUACCCCCAUGUGUUAUUUGGAUCCUUUAUCUAUUCAUUAGCUGUUGUGUGGCUUAUUGUGAUUUCAGAAACUAUUGCCGAAAUUUUCAGAAAUCCUCCUUAUGGUUAUAGUCAACAAACAGUUGGUCUUUUCUAUAUAUCACCAUUUAUAGGUGGAAUCAUUGGAUCUUUAUCUUGUGGAUUGAUAUCAGACCGAUUGAGUCGGUACUUUGUUUCUAAAAAUAGGGGUGUUUAUGAACCUGAGUUUAGAUUGAUUAUGAUCAUACCAUCUACAUUGCUUAUAACUAUUGGGUUGAUGGGAUAUGGAUGGUCCUCAAAGGUGCAAGACCCGUGGAUUGCUCCAGUAAUCUUUUUCGGUGCCAUGUCCUGUGGCUCAUCAAUGGCAUCAACAACUGCCAUCACAUUCUCUGUCGAUUCUUACAAGAUGUUUGCGUCAGAGAAUUUGGUUUCAUUUAAUUUUCUUAAAAAUUUACUUGGGUUUUGCUUUUCAUUGUUCAACAAUAAAUACGCUGAUAAACAGGGUUACAAAUCGGCUUAUGUUACUUAUGGAGGUAUUCAAUUGUUUGUUAGUUUGUUUGCUAUACCGUUGUAUAUAUACGGAAAAAGGAUUAGAAAUUGGACCGAUGAAAAAGAAUUGAUGAGGAGUUUGUAUCAUGAAGACAAUGUGCCACCUAGUGUGUCAUCAAAGAGCAAAUAUGACUACGAAGAUGCAUCAAUGAGUAACACGUCAAGCAAAGAACGUACCGGCGAGUAA
Lodderomyces margitis is the source of this 1848-nucleotide messenger RNA. It is a transcript of the gene HOL4, whose product is annotated as Hol4p. Gene Ontology annotation, molecular function: transmembrane transporter activity. Bases 1 to 1848 code for a protein of 615 amino acids. The record is from RefSeq and is a predicted model, not a curated record. Gene Ontology annotation, biological process: transmembrane transport. The transcript has a single exon. NCBI's taxonomy places the organism in Eukaryota, Fungi, Ascomycota, Pichiomycetes, Serinales, Debaryomycetaceae.